AUGAGCAGCCACGAGGGGGGAAUCCCUGCGAUACUAAUCAAUACGGGCAGAACUAUGCCAUGGAACGGUCCCUCUCCUGUCACGUCUACCGUCUGGCUCCGUCCCAACCUCGAACGGCGCCAACGCCAACGCCGCUCAUGGACGUGCCGUCGUCCGUCACCCGUCACAAGCCUCCCUAUUCCAUCCCAGCCUACUAGGUGUUGUCUUCAAAUGCUCAGUCCGUACAGCGUCACUGUAGUAGUGUCUGACCGUGCUGGGACAACGUUUGGCAGCUCGACCCCGCCCUACCAUCGCUGUCUAUCCCCAGUCUCUCAGGUGCUGACCUUGCACUAA
This is a messenger RNA of Colletotrichum costaricense, 333 nucleotides long. RefSeq lists its product as uncharacterized. The coding region runs from base 1 to 333 and encodes 110 amino acids. The transcript is spliced from 2 exons. The record is from RefSeq and is a predicted model, not a curated record. Lineage: Eukaryota; Fungi; Ascomycota; Sordariomycetes; Glomerellales; Glomerellaceae.